Messenger RNA from Paramormyrops kingsleyae, 6996 nucleotides. It is a transcript of the gene nyap2a, whose product is annotated as neuronal tyrosine-phosphorylated phosphoinositide-3-kinase adaptor 2a. NCBI's taxonomy places the organism in Eukaryota, Metazoa, Chordata, Actinopteri, Osteoglossiformes, Mormyridae. The record is from RefSeq and is a predicted model, not a curated record. Gene Ontology annotation, biological process: neuron projection morphogenesis; phosphatidylinositol 3-kinase/protein kinase B signal transduction.
CAUCUUUCCAAGCACUCUUGGAGAGGAUGCCAGUCCAUAAAAGGGCAGGGGAACCCCAUGGAUGGGAUGCCAGUGCAUCACAGGGCUGGGGAAUCCCAUGUAUGGGAUACUAGUGCAUCACAGGGCAGGGGAACCCCAUGUAUGGGAUACUAGUCCAUCGAAGACCACAGGGCAUGGGAACCCAAUAAAUCAAAGGAAGGACCAUAUCAGAAAGGAAAUCUGUGGAGUCAUCUUUUUGUAACAAUUAUCAGAAACUAAAUAAAAAUUUUCCUUACUCCCUGUCACAUUCUACAAAACAUUACAGUUUUUAUUACAACAGUUUGUAUUCCAGUAAACAUUUUCACAUAACCUUCUCUGUUUUGAUCUAGAAACAUGAGCUCAGGAUUAAGUUCCACACAUCCAAACUUGAGUCAAGUGUCUUACACCUUAAAUUAUGUAGUGAUUUCUUUUGGGAUCAUUUAAAACUAUAUACUCAUUUUAUACUCCACUCACUUCAAUUUGAAGCCAAUAGUGAUUUAUGUUCCAGCAAUUUAAGUUGCCGCAUUUGUAGAGAUAUAGGCCAUUGAUAUUGAAAAUUUGAUAUGAAAAUAUGAAAACAGUAGAAAAAUAUAAAAAAUUCUUGAUAUUGUAAUACAUGAUGUAUGGAUUUUAGUGGGCUUUGGUCUCAGCUCAGUAGGAUAGUUAUUUAAAUACAAAACUGGAUAUCAGUCAAUGAUUUUAAGGUCUUUUCAGUAGUCUGUAAUAUUUCAAAGGGCCAAUAAUGGUCAGAUCACGUGAUACAAGAAGGCAACAGCAAACAAAAUAAACAUGCAGAACACCAAAAAAAAACCCACUCCAGCUGCUUCCUCUGACCUUAAGCAGUCUAUUACUGUAGUAUAUCCCAGCAAAGCUAUACAGACAUGACCUCAUAGCCCAAGAGAGACUAUGGAGUUAAUUAAUUUAUUUCAAAGAGAACAAUGGUUUCCUAGGGACUGGCCUGUAUCUGUACCAGGUGGGUAAGUGUCUAGCACAUUAAACCCUAACAGAGGCCAUAAAAGCCAGGGCUAAUUAAUUGAAGAGGUUAAUGUUUUCAGAGCAGGACAGAAAAUAGGCAGCUGCAGAGUGGCUUUGGCUGUGUAAGAAAGAUAUCUGCCUGUGUUAUCAUACCAGGGAAAAAACAUCUCUAGUGUCCCCUUCCAGCUGCAUAUCUGAUGUCCUUGUCUGCAUAUACUGUAUAGUGUCCUCCACAUUAAGCAAAUUCAAACUAAAACAUGCAUGCACAGACACCAAGACCCCAAAGAGACGCAACUUUCAUGAUAAACAUCGUACAACAUCGUAAUUCAUAUGAAAUAUGUGCAGUCACUCAUCUUUGUAGGAGGAGGUUAGCUUCCACAAAGACACACCCACACAGAACUGUGCUACUGCUGAGAGAGACAAGACAGGGGCAGAGGGGAGCCAUAUCGAUGGCUGUGGAUUUGCACAGCUGCCAUAGCAAGAUGCUUUUUGAAAUGAGUCCACGUCCCUGAGAGAGCAGGCUUGCUGUGGAGCAUGAUCUGUCCCACCCCCUCCUGCUUGACGCUUUCACUGCCCGCCCCCCUCUCUAGCCACACAAUCCCCGCCUCUCCCCUGAUGGAGCUGUCUGUGGUUCUGAAAUAUUAUGUUAGCGGCUGCUGAGGGUAGAGAAACUACAGCACAAAGAGAGAGAGGGAGGGAAGGAGGGAGGGAACAAGGAAAGCAGAUGAGAUUUUCAGACAGUGCAGAGAGCUCGGUCUUUGUCUUCAGAAAUGUGAUUUAUUAUCUCUGAUUAGUCCAUUGCAUCUAUGACAGAAAUAGGUAACUGGGAAAGCAAGAGUCACUCAGGAGAGCUAGCCAGCUUACUGCUCACGAGGACAGAAGGAAGCGUCGCAUGUGAGUGCUGUUCAGCGUGUAGAUGUCUCACGAGGGAAUAACGGACAUCAGGAUUAACCUGGCAGGAGAGGAGAGAGAAGGCAUUCGAAGCAAGAUCAGCUGCUCUGCAUUAUCCGGUGGCUGUGCUGCUCUUUGCUUCUAGCUGCUCCAUGUGCAGAUGAAGUGGGUGCUGCUGCUUGGGGCAGCGUUGUCCAUCUCUGCGUGCAGACAGGCUGAGGGGUUUGAGCUUUGAGCUGGGCUUGCACCCCAAGCUGACAUCCUCCCCCAUUCUAUCAUUAAGCAGUCUGGAAGAACACUGGCAGAGAAAAAGUGUUCUGCCAGCUCAAUGACACAAAGAUGGCUGUUCUCCUCCUCACACCAUUACAGACUCUCCAGGUGAAGCCUCAGCUCAGCUCUCUUAGGGAUGUGCUCCUCCUCUUGAGAAGUACUGAUCUGUGAAGGUGUCGUUUCUUGAUUCUGAUGAAGUACAUGAGUGGAGAUAUCAAAAUCUGUCCAUCAGAGCUUCAGACCAAUCAGGGAUUCAACCCAAUCUUCUAAUUUAAGGAAAAUGAAUGCAUUGGAGGAAGAAGCCACUUUACAUUUUUGUCAGUAUGUCGAAGAAACUGGCCUGAAGGCCUAUGAUGAUUUAGUCAUCCAGAAUGCAUCGGACAUCGCCCGUGAGAGUGAUCGGGUGAGGAAUGAGGCAAACUGGGCCUAUCUUCAGGAAAAACACGAGAAAAAAAGGAGGCAGGAGGAAGCCAUUAAAAGGAUCGGUGAAGAUGUCGUUCAUGUGUCAGAAGGCAGUUACGCAGGAAAGCACUUCCGCAUGGGCUUCAUGACCAUGCCGCCUCCCCAGGACCGGCUACCCCUCUCCUGCGGCUCAGGCUUCUCUGUGCGCUCUCAGUCCUUACACUCUGUUGGAGGAGGGGACGAGGAUGGCAGCCCCAGCUCCCGCAAACAGCCACCACCCAAGCCGAAGCGGGAUCCUAGUACUAAGCUGAGCAUGUCUGCAGAGACGGUAAACACGAGCGUGCCCUCAAGCAUGUUGGCUAAAGACCUUGAGAGGUCAGAAGCAUCAUCCAAGUCCCGACUUUGCAAUGAGGACUACAAGAAGGUGCCACCCCCCAAACCGAAGAGGAACCCCAACACCCAGCUGAGCACUUCAUUUGACGAGUCCUACAUCAAGAAUCACGUGGCCAGUAAACCUUCCAAAAAGGAGAUGCCCUUGUCCCAGAGCCUGGCCCGUGACUCGGAUGUGGAUGAGCCGGUCUACAUCGAGAUGGUGGGCAAUGUGCUUCAGGACCUCCAGCGAGAUGAUGAGGACCAGAGUGAGGCUGUGUAUGAAGAGAUGAAGUAUCCUACUUUGGAUGACUUCAGUCAGGACUCCAAGUGGGACCACCUUAGUGGUUCAUCUCAAUGCCCAACACCCACUAUCCCUGACAUGGACCUGACACGGGUCUCCACACCCCGGGGCUCAUUGUGUGACAUCCCUGCCCCCUUUCCCAACCUGCUGUCACAUCGCCCCCCCCUGCUGGUGUUCCCUCCUGCCCCUGCACAGUGCUCUCCAAACUCAGAUGAGUCACCUCUAACACCACUGGAGGUCACAAAGCUGCCUGCACUGGAGAAUAUGUCCUAUAUCAAAACUAGGACAUCUCCCACCUCUACUGAGUCGCUGACAUCCUCGCAUCGUAGAACAGAGAAAGAAGCCCCUGUGACGCAGACCAUCACAUCUUCAGGAAGGUCCUCUGCACCCCCUAUGCCUUCCAGCCUGUACAAAUCCUCGGGCUCUGCACACGGGUACCCACGCAGCCACUCGGCCUGCCCCUCUCCCGUCAGCAUGGGCCGCUCUCUCACACCUCUUAGCCUAAAGCGGCCCCCACCCUAUGAUGCUGUGGUAGUGGGGCCCAUGCCUCGCAGUGCUUCUGCUGUGCCUCACUCUUCAAAGAUCUCUUCUCAGGAAGGGACUAAACUGUCAAGCUCCUCCAGUGCCCAUGGAUCCAUGCAGACUGCGCCACGUUCACGCACCCCCACCAGCCCAUUAGAUGAGCUCACCAAUCUUUUCACCACUGGGCGGAGUCUUCUAAGGAAGUCCUCUAGUGGCAGAAAGUCCAAAGAGCCUGCAGAAGCUGAGAUCAAGAGUAAGAGCCAUAGCACUGAGCCACAGCCCAAAGACGACAGCAAAGACAAGGGAGCCAUUCAUGGCCCACUGCCCAAGGACUCCCUAAAAGCACUCGAGAUGGAUGGAAAGUCAGGACAAUCAGGCAAUACCAUGUCUAGCAGUUUGGGGUGUUCCUAUUUCAGCCAUACUAUGAUGCUAGGGAGUAACAUUUUAGAACCCAAAACGGUGGCCAGAGGGGGACAGUCAGCCUCAGUGUCAGGUGUGGUCCCCAACCUGGGGACACCCCAGCGACAGGUUCCAGGGCCACAGCAGAGCCAGCAGGUGGCGCCCUUACCAUGGGUGCAGGGGGACAACACCAUGAUGGAGAUGAUCGAGAAGAAACGCAUUUUGUGUAAGGAGAUCAAGGCUCGGCAACGGCUGGAUAAGGGCUUGUGCAAACAAGAGAGUAUGCCUAUCCUUCCUAGUUGGAAGAAGAGCAAUGGAACAAAGAAGUGUAGCCCUCCAUCAUACUCAGCCCAUACUACAGUUUUCUGGGACACUGCCAUCUGAGAGAUAGUCCUGCCCUGUUCCUGUUGUCUCAGCCAAUCAGCUUGCAAACAGGGCAGCCCAAUGGUUAGCCCAAUGUAGCAAAUGAAUAUUUUUGAGGGUUCAGGGUUAUAAAAUAUUCCAAAUUGUUUAUAUUUAAUAUUUUUCUACUCAAAGAAAUGUCAAAAUAAGAUUUUCUUAGUAUUAUUAGGUAUUUUAUAAAUAAAAAUGAAUUAUUAAUAAACAAAUUGUAGGUGGAGUAAUGAGAGUCUUGUUUAUUUUAGCUUGUUCUGUGUUUGUAUUACAAGGCACUCAAAUACACCACUAUCUGUUAGUCUGAAAGAUAUGAAGUGCUAUGCUACUAUUUAUACGAACAUCAAGAGUUGUUUUCUUACAGUGAGAAAAAGUACUAUUUUAAAUUGAGUAUAUUUUGAAAAAUUCUACUGUUGUGCUAAGCCUAGCUUUUUCAGGCAAAUCAAUCCCCAGUUCCCCAUUGCACAAGGUGCUGAAGGUGGUUUGGGACUAAGCUAGCCUACUAAUGUUUACUAAGAAAUGAAGCCUUGGAAACGGGCAUGGUGGUCUUUGUGAUGCCACACAUCUCUGAUGACCUUGCUGCUAAAGUGUACAAGUGGGAUGUUUUCUUUAGUUCAAUGCUUUAUUUGAUAUAGAUAGCUAGGGUUGGCAAAAAGCACAAUGUGCAGAAGAUGAUUUUGUUCUGCUAUUAUAUGGAAUCUAAAAACAGCAAUGUAUAUUGACUUUAGAAAGACAAAGAGAUGACAGUAUUUUAACAAUUCAAGUAGCCAAAAUAUGGUGAACAGAUGUAUUUCAGUGCCUAGCUUGUACAGAGUGCUUGGCAAUAAUGCUUAGAAACAAGCAGCCCAGAAUUGUGGCAUGUACCAACAGCAAGAUCGCUUGGCUAUUUAAAUCGUACCAUUGUCUUUAUAACAUACUCACAGUUCACAACAUAUUAACUUAAAAUUCCUAAAGCUAUUUAUAUGCCAAAUGUGAAAUAAUGAUUCAUAUAUUACUUUAAAUGUUGUAUAUAAAUUUUUUCUUCUUUUUUUUUCAUUUACAAUAUUGCUUUUGAAUUAAGAGUAUUUCAACAUAACUAUAUUGUUAUGGUGACAUCAGUUGUUAGUUGGAUGGAGCAUGGUGGGGGCUGCUGUUCGAUCCCAUAAUAGGAGAGUGACUACAUACUCCAGAACUGCAGCGGCCGCUACCCUCUGUUCUAAGUCAUCGCAUUUUGUGCUGGUAGUGAUCACAGUCAGGUGGUGUAUUGCCACUGUCCUGAUCCUGCUGCCUUGCACUUCUGUACCUGUUCUUGGAAAUGCCCCUCCAAUGACAAUGCAAGAGAUAUCCACUCAGGGUUGGUGUAGCCAAGCUCAAUAUGAAGACCCAAUGGCUUUCUUGCCUGCUUAUUUCCCCUGUCCUGGGAAUGUUGCAACUAUAUAUUUCUUCUGACUUUUAUUGUUCAGCCUUGUUGGGCCUGUACUCACAUUAACCUUGGUAUUUCUCCUACAUCACCUGGUUUAAACCAGUGCCAGAAGACAUCCCUGCUAACUGUGUUGUUUUGGAGACCAAGGUUCACUGUGACUAAAGAAUGUGGUCAUGUUGGGCUUGAUGGUCAUUAACAUAGAGACUGCAGGCCUGAAUAACACAAUGUCACACUAUGAAUGGUGUCGGGGAAUGGAAUCAUAAGAAAAAAAUACAAAAGUGAAGCAACUGAGCUACCAAAUAACCAGUCUUGAAUUGUCCCUCAAGGGGCAGCAUCCAUUUAUUUAAAUAGUGGACCCAAAACAAUGUUUUGUGAAAUUUGAGUGGUUGUGUGUGAUCUGAACACAAUUUUACUGAAAAUAUCCAUUUUGCUGGUUAUUUGUGUAAUACAAGCAAUUAAAAACAAUUGUUUAAUGUUUAGUUCUCUACUUUUUCACGUGCAUAUUGAAUACGAUGGUGUAUAAUUAGUUUUGUGCAGGCUGCACUGCAACCAGUAAGAAAAGCAGUCUCACAGAUUUGUAUUUAUUGUACUGAGAAUAUAUAAUUCUUAUUUUUUUAAAAAUUGGGAAAGCUUGUUUAUUGUAACUCUUUUCUUUUCAGAAUUUAUAGAGAAUGGAAUAACUUGAAUAUUUUUUGUUUACAUUUUACAGAAGGUGUAUGUAAAUGUGCACAGAGAGCUACUCUGAUUGAUGACAGCAAAACCUCCAUAUUAUUGCUUAAGCUGGGCUUCUCAGAAUAGAAAGAAUAAAUCCAUCCUUUAUAGUGUAAGGAAAUAAUUUUUACUUGAGACCAUACAGAGGACAGAAAUUACUAUAAAUGCACCCAGUGAGUUUUACCUAGUCUGUGGGUGCAUUUGUGAUAAAAGCCAUGGAUCCGCAGUAUCCACUUUACAUGCUGGUUUUCAUUCAAACCCUUUAGCUAACUGAAAGGGCUAUUUCAAAAUGAGGUAAAUGUCAUAUCUGUCAUAUGGUUGCAACCUUUAAUAAAGUUAU